Molecule: messenger RNA, 1749 nt
Organism: Parnassius mnemosyne (clouded apollo)
Lineage: Eukaryota; Metazoa; Arthropoda; Insecta; Lepidoptera; Papilionidae
Source: the annotation of a GenBank genome assembly
AUGGAUCCCGCCGUCGCGUGGUAUCAGCCUGAGCAGGAAGGACCCGCGAAGCGCCUUUGGCUUCGUAUUUGGGAGACUCAAAGUGAAAUAGAAAAAAUGAACUUAAAAAAUUUAGAAAACGCUAACCCCAAUGUGAAUAAAGCACAAGACUUUAUACCAAUAAAUGAUAUAAAUGGUGAAAAUAGGAAUAAUAAUUACUUUAACCCCGCGCGGAGGAAAGUGAAUGACAACCGCGCAUCUACGUUUAACCUGAACAAAAACCACGAUGCGCUCAUAGGUGAAUACGGCGGUUGUCCUUGGAGACUGCCGAACUACAAUUACAAGCCUGGUAUAUUAGGGCUGCACGAGGAGAUCGAGCACUUCUACCUGUACAUGUCGCCGACGGAGACGGAGCACCUGGUCCGCACGACCGUGGUGAACCGGAUCCGCGGCGCUAUCCUUACGCUUUGGCCUCAGGCCCGGGUCGAGGUGUUCGGUUCCUUCCGCACGGGCCUCUACCUGCCAACCAGCGACAUCGACCUCGUCGUCAUCGGUCAGUGGGAGAAGCUGCCGCUAUGGACGCUGGAGCGCGAGCUGGUGGUGCAAGACAUCGCAGAGAAGGAGAGCAUCAAGGUGCUGGAGAAGGCUACUGUGCCCAUCGUGAAGAUGACCGACAAGUACUCAGAUGUUAAGGUGGACAUCUCGUUCAACAUGAGCAGUGGGGUAAAAAGCGCAGAGCUCAUCAAACAGUUUAAGGAGAAAUACCCAGUCCUCUCUCGGCUCGUGAUGGUGCUAAAACAGUUCCUCCUCCAGCGCGACCUGAAUGAAGUGUUCACUGGAGGCAUUUCUUCCUACUCCCUCAUCCUCAUGUGCAUCAGCUUUCUCCAACUGCAUCCGCGACCCGAGCGGUUAAGGCAGCCCCACAACCUUGGAGUUUUGUUGAUAGAGUUCUUCGAACUCUAUGGAAGGAAGUUCAACUAUGUCAAGACUGCUAUUCGGGUCAAGAAUGGGGGAUCGUAUGUUUCAAAGGACGAGCUUCAGAAGGAAAUGAAUGAUGGUCACCGUCCAUCGCUACUGUGCAUCGAGGACCCUUUAACGCCCGGUAACGACAUCGGGCGCUCUAGCUACGGAGCGCUACAAGUCAAACAGGCGUUCGACUACGGGUACAUCAUCCUGCAGCAGGCGGUGGCGCAGAGCUCGCUGGUGGCGCGGCACAGCGCGCUGGGGCGCGUGGUGCGCGUCACCGACCACGUGCUGCAGUACCGGCGCUGGGUGCGCGACACCUUCCACCCCUACUUCUUCACCGCGCCGCCCGCGCCCACGCCGCCGCACCACCAGCCCCAGCCGCACCACCACUCGCCCCACCCCUCGCCGCCCGACCCCGAGCCCAGCGACAGCGACCAGGAGUGGUCUGACGGAGGUGUGAGCACGGUGGGUGCGGGGGCGGGCGCGGGCGCGGGGGCGGGCAGGUCGCCGCCGCCGCUGUCGGCGCUGCAGUGCUCGUCGCCCACGCCGCGCCGCGUGUCCGCGCACCAGAGCCUCAUCAUCCACCACAUCACCAGCAACUCCGACUUCAACAACAUACCGUCCGGUGUAAUGCAACAACGCUACGGCAACAACAACAAUAACAACAACAACAACGACAGCAAGAACCGGGCGCGUUCGUUCACCGCAAAGCAGCGCCGUUACCCAGGCUCCCCCCCUCCACAACGCCGUCAGGACCCUCGGAACAAGAAGAGGCGUCAGUUCGCUCAACCACCACAGCGAUGA